Molecule: messenger RNA, 3312 nt
Organism: Glycine soja
Lineage: Eukaryota; Viridiplantae; Streptophyta; Magnoliopsida; Fabales; Fabaceae
Product: putative aconitate hydratase, cytoplasmic
Exons: 14
Coding region: 2341-2988 (215 amino acids)
Biological process (GO): citrate metabolic process; tricarboxylic acid cycle
Cellular component (GO): cytosol; mitochondrion
Molecular function (GO): 4 iron, 4 sulfur cluster binding; aconitate hydratase activity
Source: RefSeq, a predicted model, not a curated record
AAGAGAAGAGAAUGUAGGUGUUGUAAAAGAUUUGAUGCUGAUGGUGACGAAACAUCUCUUCUUUGGAAGUGGUUUCAGUGAUGAAAAUCCAGAACAACACACCAGCCAGAAAGAAAAGAUUCAUCAAAUGCUCUGAGAUACAUUCUGACGAUACGGUCACGUUUACCUCCCAGAGUUUAUUGAGUUGAACGCAAAGCAAUAUCCACCGCCACCAGGUUAUCAAGAACCUUCACUGACGCGUUCUCCAUUUUCGGCAUUGACGGUAGCAGUUCCAUCCCCAACAACGAUGGCAUGGAAGAACAUAUAUGGUGAAAGUGAAAUCUCAAAACCCAUAAAAAUUGUUUCUUUCUCGUUCUUAUUGUUAUCGUAUUUAUUUAUUACCUUCCUUCCUUCACAUGUACUGUUAUCAUUCGUACCCUAUGAUCGGGCUUCUGUAAAAUGCAAUAAAAGCAUAUCUAAUUUGAAUAUAAUGUUCUUUCUUAUUGGUUUCAAUACUGUUCCUGCUUUGAAAAUAGUCAUGCCAUGAAUCUUGAUUUUAACUAUUGAGUAUUGUGCAUCUUGAGAGUGAGAUCUUUUUAAAUCUGUAAUAUACCUACUUUCAUUGCAUGAUUAUUUGAUUAUAAAUGUGCUAUCUCCAUUUUUCAUAGUUGAGGCUCAUCUUUUCUUUUUGGUUUAUAAUAUCCCUAAUGAUCGAUCCAUGAUGUCAAACGUAUCAAGGUUUAAUAAUUGUAACACCAUUCCGAUAGCAAACAAAGUCUUGAUCUUAACAUGUGUUUGGAUUCAAUUCUUCAAGUCUACAAUUUCCCAAGCCUCUUUUCUUUUAUGUCUUGAAUUGCUUCAAAGAGCAAAACUACAAUUAUAUAUAAAGGCUAGACAAAUUGCAGACUUGAAUUAAAUCCAAUCAUCUCAGUUGGGAUGUCUGCCCAAAACGUUUUAUGUUAAACUAGUGAGUAGUGACACCUAACCAAACUCUAGAAUGUUAUAUAUACUUCCUUUCCGUUGCAUUUUAUAGCUGCCGAAUCAAACAGUCUAGAAUCAUAACAGUGCAUUUGAAGGAAGGUAAUAACAACAAAGGAAGAAACAACUUUUCAGUUUUCAGAUUUCACUUCCACUCUAUAUUUUUUCUGUCAUCAUCAUCCAGAACUCCUCAAAGUUUAUCGUGCCAUCAUCAUUGCUGUCAAUGUUGCCAAUUAUUUUUCAGGCACUCCUCGACAGAGCAUUCACUGAUUAGGCUGGCCGCCACCAUGCACAACUCCUUUGCAGAAAUAGUACUGUUACUGCUACUGUCGAAAAUUGAGAAUGAAUCUUCAAGUUUCUCCAACAAGAAAAAAACAUUGUCAGGGUAGACACCUUGGUGUUCAACUCAGUAAACUCUGUGAGGUUGAUGUGACCACCAUCAUCAGAAUCUACCUCGCUGAUCAUUUUAUGAAGCUCUUCCUAGCUCAUGUGUUGCCCAAGGCUUUUCGUCAUGGCACCCAGUUCUGAGGAGGAGAUUUUUUUUUUGUCACCAUUAGCAUCAAGUUUUUUAAACACAUACUCUAGUGCUUCCUUGAUGUGGGUGCAGGAAUGUAACGCAAGAAAGGCGAACAUUAUCCAUCGAGAAAUUCUCAACAGAGGACAAAAUUGAAUUUCUGCCGGAAUUCAACAAUCAAGCAAUUAAUUAGCUUGCAAAUUUUACUACAUGCAGGGAAUUCAACAAUCAAGCAAUUAAUGGUAAACCUCAGUUAGAACCAGUGGAUAUCUUUUCAAGAAAAAUAGAAGGCUUUUGGUCAAGAUGUCAGCUGUUUGCUGAUUGGAAGGCACAAAUGGCAAGCAAAUAAUUCCAGCAUCCAAUUUCUCAAAUAAUUGCUAGGCUCUCGGUAGACUGCCUCAAGGUGUUCUUCAUAAGGAGAGUGCAUAAACUGACUUACAACACUCACUGAAAAAGCAAUGUCAGGUCGGAUAUGAGACAAGUAAAUCAAUUUAUCAACUAACCUUUGGAAACCUUCUCCUGUACGUGGAUCACUUGUUCUUCAUGUAGAAAAGCUUAGCAGAAAUGUCAAUGAAGGGCACUAGAAAGAAAUUUUCAGAAUCCCCCUUUAUGCAUUAACUUCAGGUAACUUUGGUGGGAUUAUAAGUGUCGAGUUGGCAAUGGAUCGAACUGUCAAUCUUCCAAAAGGGUAUGGAUAUGUGCAGUUCAAGACAAGAGGGGAUGCUGAAAGGCAUUAUUGUACAUGGGUGGUGCCCAAAUAGAUGGCAAUGUCAUGAAGGCAAGAUAUACUCUACCUCCAAGGCAGAAAGUUUCACCACCCCCAAAGGCUUUUGCUGUUGCUCCAAAGAGAGACACCCCCAGGACUGAUAAUGCUAGUGCAGAUGUUAACAAGGAUGGACCAAAGCGGCAAAGAGAAUCUUCUUAGUCAGAGUGACCCAGGUCUUUCAAUUUCUCCAUUUCCUCCCUGCACAUGGUUGCAGAAGUUAGCUCUAUGCUGUUGGAGAAGCUUGUUGCUGCUGGAAUUGGGAAUCGUCCUGUUGUUUUUGUUACUCACAGCCCUCACAGUUGAGCAGCUGAAUGUGAAUAACACAAGAUCAGCAACAGACUUAGUUCUAACUGUGACUCAAAUUCUCAGAAAGCAUGGUGUUGUGGGGAAAUUUGUUGAAUUUUAUGGUGAUGGUAUGGGUGAAUUAUCUUUGGCUGACAGGGCCACUAUUGCCAAUAUGUCUCCUGAAUAUGGUGCCACCAUGGGCUUCUUCCCUGUGGAUCAUGUUACAUUACAGUAUCUCAAGUUAACGGGAAGAAGUGAUGAGACUGUCAAGCCUUGGGUUAAAACAAGUCUUGCUCUAGGCUCUGGAGUUGUUACAAAAUAUCUACUCCAGAGUGGACUGCAAAAAUAUCUAAAUGAACAAGGUUUUCAUAUUGUUGGAUUUGGCUGUACUACAUGUAUUGGCAAUUCAGGAGUGCUGGAUGAGUCCGUUGCUUCUGCCAUCUCAGAAAAUGGUCAUAUUUUGUAACAAAUUACAACUUGAACUGAAGCUGGAUGAGUCAUAAUGUGUAUAUAACUUGUUUUUUGGUUCUUUCUUUUUCUAUAAUAUUAUCUGAUUUUUCUUCUCUCUUUGUAAAGGUCAUUAUUUAUUGUACACCAUACACAAGUAAUAUAACUUGUACAAGGUAGUUCGUGCCGAUAGAGAAGCCCAUAAUAACAGCCUAAAAUAUCAGGAGUGACACCUUUUUAUACCAUUAUUAGAAAAAUUAAAAUGAGAGAAGGAAUUUGAGAGGUUGGAAUUCUGUUCUCUCAAGAGUGACUGAGAAUAAUUUGGAUUCAUGUUUUAUUGUUA